This is a messenger RNA of Cutaneotrichosporon oleaginosum, 2162 nucleotides long. RefSeq lists its product as uncharacterized. The record is from RefSeq and is a predicted model, not a curated record. Gene Ontology annotation, cellular component: fungal-type vacuole lumen. NCBI's taxonomy places the organism in Eukaryota, Fungi, Basidiomycota, Tremellomycetes, Trichosporonales, Trichosporonaceae. Gene Ontology annotation, molecular function: metallocarboxypeptidase activity.
CACCAUCUCCUAUGCACACCUCGCAGAACACCACAUACUCUCACUCCUUCUCAUGAUCACCUGAACUGACAGCCGCCGUUGGGACUGCGGCGUCUGUCCCCCACGCCCACCGCUGCAAGGCCUCCCCCACUCGGCGAUCGCCGAUGACGCUGCCCACCAGUUUAUAAUGAGACCAGGACGGCUUGGCUUCAACCUCUCCCUCGCUUUGCCGCAUCGCCCAUCCACCCACCAUGGAGAAGCACACGGACGACGGCAUUCCCGCUCCAGCAUCUACGCCACAGCGCCAGAGCUGGUCGAAAGCGCGCAUCGCCGUCGCCGGCAUCGCGCUCCUCUCCUUCGUGACCCUCCUGCCCGCCUCGCCAGGCUGCCUGCACGGCUUCAAGGCCGAGCCGUAUGCGCUCGAGCACGCGCGCUGCCCCGCCCAGCCGAAACCCUUGCAUCCCGCGACCACGAUCCACUGGGACGACGAGAAGCGCGCCGCGUCGAUCGAGCUGUUCCGCGCGGCGGUGCGGAUCCCGACACAGAGCUACGACGAUAAUGGCGACCCUGGGGUCGACCCCCGCUGGGCGCCGUUCCAUGACUUUAUUGACUGGCUUGGUGGCGCCUUCCCUACGGCUUGGAAGGAGGCCAAUGUCGAGUUUGUGAACACACUCGGCAUCGUCGCAACAUUCCAAGGCUCAGACGAGAGCCUGAAGCCACUGCUUCUCAUGUCGCACUACGAUGUCGUUCCCGUCCCUAACAACACCUUUAGGCGGUGGACCCACGGGCCGUUCAGCGGCGACCUCGCCGACGGGUGGGUAUGGGGCCGUGGCUCGGCGGACGACAAGUCGCUCCUCGUGUCGCAGUGGGAGGCGAUCACGUUCCUCCUCGAAAGCGGAUGGAAGCCGCGGCGGACGGUGAUUAUCACCCACGGCUUCGACGAAGAAGAGGUGCACGCGCGGCGUGGGCAGGGGCAGAUCGCGCCGUUCCUCGAGAAGCGGUAUGGGCGGAACGGCUUGCUGAUGGUGGUGGACGAAGGGUCGGGCACCGGCGAGAUGUACGGCGGCGCGUUCGCGCUCCCCGGCACAGGCGAGAAGGGAUACCUCGACAUCGUGAUGCGGGUAGGCACGCCGGGCGGGCACAGCUCCAUGCCGCCGCGGCACACCGGCAUCGGGAUCAUGGCGCAGCUCGUCAAUGCGCUCGAGGAGAAUCCGUUCGAGAGCACGCUCACGCCCGCCUCACCGCUGCUGCAGGGCGUCGCGUGUCUCGCGCAGAGCAAGUCCUUCCCGAAGAAAUACAAGCCCCUCCUCAAGACCCAGAAGGGGUGGGCGAAGCUCGCGCGCCUCAUGGCUGACGAGGGCGCUAUGCAGCGCGCCCUCGUGACUACCACAAUUGCUGUCGACGUCAUCAACGGUGGCGUGAAAGUCAACGCCCUACCGGAGCUCGUGGAGGCCUACGUCAACUUCCGCAUCGACUUCUCCGAGUCGCUCAAGUCCACCAAGGCGCACGUGGAGAAGAUUGCCGCCAAGGUCGCGAAGAAGCACGAUCUCGAGUUCCGCGCGUGGAGCGGCGACGAGAAGAAUCCCCCGUCAGGCCGCUUCCUCACCCUUGAGGUGCUUGGUGCACCCCUCGAGCCCGCGCCGAACACACCUACCAGCGGUGGCGUUUGGGAGCUCUUUGCGGGCACGGUGCGCGCCGCCAUCCCCUCGCCGGACGGAGAGCCGCUUAUCGUCGCGCCCUUCGCUACGCCUGGCAACACUGACUGCAAGAUGUACUACAACCUCACUAGAAACGUCUACCGCUUCAUGGGGAGCAACAUGGCUAACAUGGCCAACAUUCACACCGUUGAUGAGAAGUUUAAGGCCGACGAGCACCACCGCGUCGUCGACUGGGUGCAUGCGCUCAUCCAGAACGCGGACGCAUACAAUGGCGAGCAGUAGACGAUGAAUAAGGUAAGACCCAGACAAUGUUCCGUAAUGUACAUGCAGCGUGCAGAUCUAGACUCUAUACCUCGCUCUCAGAGUACACGUUGUACCGCCCCGGUCGUUGCCAUGGGUACUGGGCGUCGGCGUGGGCCUGGGCCAGCGCGUCGAGCUGGGACACACCCGCGUUCCACCCGCCCGCCGCGCCACCAACGCCCGCCGGUCUAACCUCCCAUCCCUCGCUUCCCCGCCGGACACGCG